Molecule: messenger RNA, 2065 nt
Organism: Nicotiana attenuata
Lineage: Eukaryota; Viridiplantae; Streptophyta; Magnoliopsida; Solanales; Solanaceae
Product: beta-catenin-like protein 1
Exons: 8
Coding region: 158-1759 (533 amino acids)
Cellular component (GO): spliceosomal complex
Source: RefSeq, a predicted model, not a curated record
UAGAGGUGUCGAAGUAUCAAAUAGAGAAAGGAAGGGGUACAAAGUGCUAAAACUGAACUAGACGAGGGGUAAAAGACAAAUAUGAUUUCUGUGUGAGAAGUUCGGGGAAGCUCUUCUGCUACUGGGAACUGGGUAGCCAAGGGUUUUGCCAGAAGCCAUGGAAGCAGCAAAACGCAAGCGAAAAUCUGCCGAAUAUGAAGAUGAUGAAUAUGAAACCUUCAGACCGCCGCCUCCAUCCUCCACCGCGACAAACGGCGGCAUCGACCUUUCACUACUCGAAGCCCUAGAAAAAUCUCAACAAAACCCCGUGGAAGCUCUCGAUCUCAAAACAGUGAAAAAACUCGUCCUUUCAUUCGAACGCCGUCUUAAGGAAAACAUUGCUGCCCGUCUCAAAUACCCGGACCAACCCGAGAAGUUCGCGGAUUCCGAAGUCGAGCUCCAUGAAGAAAUCGAAAAGCUUAAAAUCGUCGCCGGAGGCCCAGAGUUUUACCCGGAACUUGUCAAUCUCGGCACCGUUGCUUCAAUCACCAGUCUGCUCAAUCACGAAAACACAGAUAUUGCUAUUGACGUUGUCGGCUUAUUACAAGACCUAACUGACGAGGAUGUUCUCGAGGACAACGACGAGCCGGCGCAAGUGUUAGUUGAUGCAUUGGUCGAGAACAAUGCGUUAGAAUUACUCGUUCAGCUUCUAGGAAAAUUAUCCGAUUCCGAUCCCGACGAGUCCGCCGCCAUUUACAGUAUACUCGCGACUAUUGAGAAUUUCAUUGAAGUGAAAACCUCGGUGGCUGAGCUAGUAUGCGAAAGGACGAAGUUAAUGAAGUGGUUAUUGACAAGGAUAAAAGUUAGAGAAUUUGAUGGAAACAAGCAGUAUGCAUCGGAGAUUUUGGCGAUUCUGUUGCAGAGCAGCACGGGGAAUCAGAAGAGAUUAGGGCAAUUGAACGGCGUGGAUGCGUUGUUACAAGCUGUGGCAAUGUAUAAAUCAAAGGACCCUAAGUCGCCAGAUGAGGAGGAGAUGGUGGAGAACUUGUUUGACGCGUUGUGCUGUUUGUUAAUGCCGUUGGAGAAUAAGGAGAGGUUUGUGAAAUCUGAAGGAGUAGAAUUGAUGAUCAUUAUAAUGAAUCAGAAGAAAAUGUGUUAUGGGUCGGCUAUAAGGGCUUUAGAUUUUGCUAUGACUAAUUAUCCUCCAGCAUGUGAGAGGUUUGUGGAUGUAAUGGGGUUAAAGACUGCUUUUCCAGCUUUCAUGGGUAAGAUACCUCUGAGCAAAAAGAACAAGAAACGCUACAAAGAAGAACUGGAAGAGCGUCUUGUAUCACUAGUUGCUUCCUUAUUUGGAGGAAUCUUGAGAGGUUCUAGAAGGGAUAGAUUGUUAAGUAAGUUUGUGGAGAACGAGUGCGAAAAAAUUGACAGGCUUAUGGAACUCUACAUGAGAUAUUCCAAUAGAGUGAAACUUGAGGCUGAACGGUUUGACCAGCUAGAACUUGAUGAUUUUGAGAUGGAUGAAGAUGAGAAGUACAAUAGGAAAUUAGGAGCUGGACUUUACACUCUUCAGUUGAUAGCUGUUAUCCUGGGUCAUCUUUGGACCUCUGAGCAUCCUCGUAUCAGAGCAAGGAUUGAACUUUUGCUAAAGCAACAAAAGCUGACCAAGCAAGACGUACAAGAUAUACUUCAGGAAUAUCAUGACAACAUAGGAGAUCUGGAAGGGCCAGAAGAGAAGGAGAGGGCACAAUCCAAGAUUCAAAGGUUCAUCUCGGCCUUUUGACCCGUGAUAUGGUUCAACAGUAAGAGCACAAGUUUUAUCCUUAGAAUGGUGUGUCGACUCUGGCUAUUUGAAAAGCGCAUUGAGAAUUUAUAUGCUGAGUUAUCUACAGUUGGUCACAUCACUGUAUUCGUUCAUGUAAUGUGUAAAAGCUCAGAGCUGUCAUCAGUUAUUGAGGGUUAACAUUUUUGGCCGAAUUUGUUUGUAUUGAAUGCAAGUGUAAUUUGCAAUACUUCAAUUAGUCGUUUUACCUAGUGUAAGUGUAGUGCUUUGUGGAGCUUGUCAGUAUGCUGCAGAGAGCUUUCACCA